This is a messenger RNA of Dendroctonus ponderosae (mountain pine beetle), 1366 nucleotides long. Its product is annotated as zinc finger protein 32. Gene Ontology annotation, molecular function: DNA-binding transcription factor activity, RNA polymerase II-specific; zinc ion binding; RNA polymerase II transcription regulatory region sequence-specific DNA binding. The record is from RefSeq and is a predicted model, not a curated record. The transcript has 7 exons. The coding region runs from base 63 to 1208 and encodes 381 amino acids. Lineage: Eukaryota; Metazoa; Arthropoda; Insecta; Coleoptera; Curculionidae. Gene Ontology annotation, biological process: regulation of transcription by RNA polymerase II. Gene Ontology annotation, cellular component: nucleus.
CAUCUCGUUCGCACACCUGCAUUGGCAAGAGAGCACAAGACGAUCGACCGUAUGUGACAUCAAUGUCAAACACAACAAUAACAACAACAGCAAUGGCAUUUCUGAAAAAGGACGUUCAAAGAGAAAGCAGUCAAAUCCUGAGCUAUUACUUAUCGUUGAAUAUCAGUAACAUUUGCCGAAUAUGUCUGGAAAAGAGCGGCAAGUUGACGCCGAUUUUCGACCCCAUAAAACCGCCACACUUUUCCCUGCUUAUAAUGGCUUGUGCCUCAAUUCAGGUGCAAGAGGGAGACGGCCUACCGGGGUACAUUUGCCAGAGGUGCAUUUCGCGACUGAACAUAUCCUUUCAGUUCAAAAUGCUGUGCGAGUCCUCGGACUUGAAGCUGAGGCAGUGUUUUGAAAGCUGUCCGGCCGCGCCGAAUUUUCCAGGCUUUGACGCCAAAGAACAUGCUGCCGGCGUGGAUAUUCCACCUGGUGAUCAACCCCUAGUUGGAGGUGUGGCGGAAGCGGCCAUAUUCGCCCCCUGCCAGCCAACUGAGAAAAAAUUCGCCAACCUGGAAGUAAGCUGUAGUGCUGAUGAAUCCAUUAAGGCAACCCCUGGAGACUUCAAAGUCGACCCUAGUGAAGAAGAGAAGUAUAACAGCCCUAUUAAGUUGGAAAAUCUAAGCUUAGAAAGUGGAAAGGCGACGAGACAUGGCAAAGUCCAUCAGUGCAACACUUGCGGUAAGGCCUUUAAGACGAAGCCCAGUUUGGUGCACCACGUGAGGAUCCACACUGGAGAAAGGCCCUAUGUGUGCCAUUUGUGCCAGAAAAGCUUUAUCAACGGCGGUCAUUUGCACACGCACAUGAAGACCCACACUGGAGAGAAGAACCACGUGUGUGCCGCUUGUAAUAAGGGUUUCGCAACCACACAGCAGCUAACAAAGCACACCAUUGCCGUACACACCUCGGAACGGCCCUACAAGUGCAACUAUUGCUCCAAAAGGUUUGCCAGCUCCAGCAACUUGACCACUCACAUCAAAAUACACACAGGCGAGAAGAAUUUCCACUGUGAAGUGUGCGGGAAGACGUUUUCCACCAAGGGCCAAUUGCAGCAGCAUCUUUUGGUGCACACGGGCGAGAAGGCUUUUCUGUGCGAGUUCUGCAACAAGAGGUUUUCGCAAAAGGCCCAUUUGACUCGACAUCUGAAGAUCCAUAAUAGGACAGAUUGAGUUUCCCUCUUUACAUGUGGCUGUGUUAAGGAACGAACUGAUUCCCAGUACUGAACUACCAGGAUGAGUAUACUGUAGGCUAGAGAUGGAUGUGACGAGCAAUACCUAAGAUGCAAGUGAAAUUAAUUAGUAUCCAUUAAAUUAUUUAAUAUAUGAAA